AACUCCGGGAGAGGGGGCGGGGCGGGGGUGACGAGCGCGACAUUCAAACCAGCGAUCAGGGCUUGUGGCUGUGUGUAAUGAUAUUCGCGAUUUUUGCGAGUUAUCUAAUUUUAAAAAAACCAUGUGGCCACUGAAAGCACAAAUUUCUGAUGAAAACAGGAUUACGACAAUGCAGACUGCACAACGCAAAUCUGUUGGGAGGACUCCGCUCAAAGAUUUGACAGCUCAGUCUUUUACAUUGUCCGAGCAAAAUAGUUUGGUUAAAACAAGGUUAAAUUCAAACAAAUCCCCAAGCCUCACAGUGAACAAACAGCACUUCAAGGAAAAUAAGAGUGGCAACACUGGAACAUCACCAGUUAGCAUAUGGGUGGAAUCUGAGACACAAGUUCCUCUUAUGGACAACACCAUAAGUGAAGUGUGUGCUUCAAAGCGUUUAAAACCAAUUACCCUUUUUGAGACAAAGUUUACUACAUUGAACUCAGAUGGAUUAGCUCCCAAAAUGAAAAGUAAAGAUUCUAGCAAUAUACAUGAGUGUUUGCAGCCUUCAGAACCUGCAACUUCUGAAAAGAUACUGUGCUUAUCUGCCUGUGGUCAAGAAAAGUUUCCCCUCAAUUGCUUGGACAGUGACUCUUCUUUUCCCAGUAAUGCAGAUCCUUGCAUGAAUGUGACAGCAAGCCUGCCUGUGGAAACACAAAUUAAUGAACAGGAGUCUAGAAAAGACAGGGAUCAAAAGUUAGAAGCAGACACAUGCCCAGUGACUGUUCCACUCUCUCACAAAUCAGUGGUUGUUUCUCAAUGUUCUAGCCAGGCAUUGGGUGAAACAAGGAAGAGUCUUGAAUUACAAUUGUGUGCAAAUGAAGCUCUAAAAGAAUCGCCCUUUGGCAUAAGCCUAACUAUAAAUGAAGCAUUUUCUCAUGCUGCAUCCACAUUCUGCAUUCCCGAACAAAAUGAUGUUGCUGUGUCACACCAAGGAAUUAUUGAUCCAUCUUUAAGUAACCACUUUAAUGAGAGUGCAAAUGGAAAUAACUGUCCCAACAAGACUGAAGAAGUCCAGUUAUUGUUGAGCCUAAAAGAGGAGGAGAGAGUCCCAAAUGCCUCAGAGCUUGAAUCUUGCAAAAUGUUAAAUGGACUUGCUAAUGACACAUAUUUAAUUGAUACUUCAUCAGCAGCUUCACCUGAGCAUGUUGACAAACACAGCUUUCCAGCAUUGACUACAAAUUUAAUUUCCACUGAGUAUUCUGAACAGGAUGGCCUUGACUGCUCUCAAAUCAUAUCAACUUUAGAUAAUACACAACCUGAAGGCUAUUAUAAUAAGGCGGAUAAGACUGACGUCAACAAACCACUGAAAGGUGAUGACAGUGUUCUGCCUAUGUCCCAUAAAACUAAAGAAAGUCCUGCAACUUAUCCUACAACAUAUAUCCCAUUACAGCAACUAGCUGAUAGUUCUUCUAAAAUAUUUCUUCAUUCCUUCAUUCAAGAGGAAGUCUGUAAUAAGACUUUUGAUCUAGACUGCAUUACAAUAAAGGAUAAGAAAGUAGACUUUAAAUGUAUUGAACCAAACAGUAUUAUACAUACUAGGAGUUGUGAUGAGACUGAUGAUCUAUUGGUAGGGUGUAAACUGCUACCAGAGCAGACUGGGGGCACCUUAAAAAUAAAAGAUAUUGCAGAUCGUGGCACUGAUUACAAGACAGAGUUAGAAUCCUCCAUUGUUUUAGAGGAAGAAAUGGCUUCUAAGAACUAUGAUGGUUCUCUUAAAAAUGAAAAUGUCAAAGUACGUCCUUCCAUUGUUGUGCAAAGUGAUACUGGGCAAGCAGCUGUGCCGCUUGUUGCUUCUGCCAAUGAAAGCAGGUCUGAUUCAGUAGCAAACCCAAGGGACUCUGUUGUAAAUAACCAGCUACAAGCAAGGAAUUUUGAUAUUCCAAAAUUAUACAAAAGUGUACUCAGCAAGAUGUCUCCUAAAGGGGAAAGCUCUAAAUUGGAAGUUGGAACGUGUUCGACCCCAACUUCAACCUCAAAUACAUCCACAUGGACAACACCUAUAAUGUUGCUGAACAAGAGCUUGAAUACAUCAUGGGACUUUGAAAAGGGGAGGUCAAGUCCAAGAGACAAUGCAUCGGAGACAGAUUCCUUGCUCUGGAACUUCUCCAGGGAGUCCUUUAAUAAAGCAUCACGUGAGGAGUUGAUGGAUCGUUUAGAGAGUACUUUGAUAGUUGUUGAAGUUCUUUCACGACAGCUUCAAGGCUGGCAGCAGAAUCGAAUUGGUUCUAGACCAUCUGAACAGAGAGACUCUGCCACACAAACAUGUGUAACAUACACAAGUACGGAAGAGCAAUAUUAUCACAACUUGUAUGUAGAAACCAUGGAAAGACUUCAAAACAUGCAGCGAUGCAAUGACGUAGAAAAGAAACUGCAGGAGAUACUUAAAAGGAGUGUUGAUGUGCUGAUAUCUAACAAGACUCAAUCUAUGUCAUUGAUUGAGUUUGCUGAGAACAUGCAAGACAAAACUCAGGAGGAUAAAGCAGAUAUUAGCAGGAAGAUGUGCCAAGCCAGGUCACUUAUAGCUGAUCACAUGACUUUAUUGAAUAAAAUGAACAAGAAGAUGCAAGCAAACCAGCACCAAAUGGCCGAAAUGAGAACUAGUAUGGAAAAGGCAGUUGGUGAUAAAGAAGCGGCUGAUCAGUGUUUGAAAGAUCUUGAGACCCAUUCUUCUACAGUCAUAGCUCAGCUGCAACGUGACUUGGAAUCUGAGCAAUUGCUUUGUGAUGCUGUGAAAAAAGCUUAUACACAACAGCUCUCCUUUAAUGAAGAAUUGGUUGACUUUGCUAAAAAGGCUCAGUCUGUCUGCUCAGAAAUGGAAGAGGAUAGAGUCCAGUUGCAAGUAAAGUGUUCUCAGGCCAGGGAGCUCAUGUCAAAACACUGGGUCCUGUUUGACAUGAUGAAAAAUAAAACAGAUCAUGCUGUGCAUAAGUUUGAAUCCAUGAAAAGUGAGCGGGAUGCGGCUUACUUGGAAAAAAAUGAAAUGUGCAAUCAGUUAGAGGAUGUGAACUCACAGAAGGCUCAGCUGGAAACAGGAAUAGCUCACCUUAGUUCAGAGCUGGAGUCCCUGAUGGAACAGAUAUGUAAACUUAAGUCUGAAAAUGAUCACCUGAAACUGGAAAACUCUGAGCAGACGGAGGAACUGUGUGCUAAAGAUUCGUCUAUGAAACUGCUAGAAAAAGAGCUUAAUGAGACAACCAUUCGGGAACAAGAAAUUAAAGAACACAACAAGAAAUUGUCAGCUGAAACUGUGCCGAGGUUGGAGCAGAAGCUGUUAGAGGCAUUACAAGAGAAAGAGGUUCUACAAAUAAAGAUACAAGAGUUCCAAAAGCAGCACGCAUCCCAGACUGCAUCUUAUAAGGAGAGCAUUGAGUUCCUUGAGCAAGAGAACCAUGUGUGGUUUGAGCAGGUCGCAGAAACGGAGUCACAGCUAAAGAAUAAUCUCUUUGCCUUACGUGAGAGAAACCUGCAGUGUGAGACCCAAAAGGACAGAAUAAGCGAACUACAGAGUGAACUGUUAAAACUGAAGGAAGAAUUUCAGAUGACAAAGGAGGCAGCAAACGAUACGCUGCUGAAAAUGGGUAAAGAGAUAUCGGAUUCAUCCACAGAAGCCGGCAAAAUCAGGGACAACCUGCUGUGUGUGAAAGAACAAAUAAUGGACACAUUACAUGCAGAGGUAGCAGGUGCUUCCCAAAUGCUAGAGACUCCUGCCAGGGGACUUGGGAGUUGCCCCUCUACUUACAUGAUCAAUAGCACCCUAAAGUCUCAAACUAAGCAAUCUAAAACAGCCAAGAAUGCCGAAAGCAUUUGGAGUGAGACAAGUGCCUUUACCAUUGUUCAACCAGUGGCCUCGCCCACUACAGAUAACAAGGAGGAAACACUUCCAGAUGUAAUAUGUGAAUUAGGUGAAAUUGUGUCAAACUUUGCUGUCUCCUCUUCUUAUGUCAUUGGAGUGAAGGAACAAGAAAUCGAAGACUUUAAGAGAGAAAUAUCGGACCUAAAGGAUGAGCUACAGAAUAUGCACUUCAAAAACACAAUUGAAAAACGUGAUUUAAUGGAAGAGAUUGGAAUUCUGAAAAGAAAAAAUAGGAAUCUGGAGGACUGUGUUAACAGUAAGCAGCAGUGUGUUCAAGAGCUUGAGGAAAUUGUAAAUCAACAGGAACAGAGGUUACUACAGCAAGUUAGCAAGGAGAAAGAACGAGAGGACAUGAUGCAAGAAAAUGCAACAUUAAAGCGAUCCCUACAGCAGUGUGAAAGUGAAUUACUAGUCCUUAAAGAUGAGCUGUCAAAGAACCCAACUGAAGCAGCUAGAGACUGGAUGCAGGAGAAGUUACUUUUACAUAAGGAUUUGCGAAAGCUAAGACUGAUGCUUGUGGAAACUGAAAAUUCUAAGUCUGAAAUUCUACAUCGAGCAAUGAGACAUAGGAAUAUCUUGGAAGGAAAUCUCGCCCGCUCUGAGCUGGAGUUAAAGAAGCUGGAUGAUACUAUUGAGAAAAUAAGAAAGACUCUCUUGUCUAUACCUGAAGUUGUCUCCAACUGUGAAGAACUGAAACAAAUGCUGGAAUAUCUCAACUAGCUUCAUCUCAAGCCUCUUGCUGACCUUCAGGUGCCGGCAUUAUUGUUUUGUGUAUCCAGCACACACACACAUUCAUAUUCUAAAUGUGCUGUAUUUAUUCAUUGUAAUAAACAUGUGUAAUAUAUAUAUUUUCCUUAUUUAAAGGGUUAGCAUUUAGUGGCUGAAUAAAAUGAACAAUGGUUAAAGGAUAUUUCUAAAGCUAAAAUGUACAAAACACACUCCUUUUAUUUUAAUUUGCUGACUUGAAGGAUUAUUGCGGUAGUUCUGUAUUAGAAAGAAACAAACUUGUUUUAUGUUUUGAGAUUUUUUAAGGACUGUAAGUAAAGACAGCAAAAUACCCUUCAGACUUACAAAAAAGAGGAGAUUGACUAAUGCACAUUAGUCUUGCAGGCUGAGCCUCCUCCACUGUAGUUAUUAGACACCUACACCCAUGUUUAAAGGCAUAAAAGCACCAGUAAAAGGACGGGUGUUGGGGGGUGCUACAACCACGUGUGGGAUUACUCCAGGGCUAAAGAAUAUGAAAGUAUAAUGAAAGUUUAAAUGAUCUUGCCAAAUUCUCUCCUUGUACAAAAUAUAGGGAGUAGGGAAUGUGCAAUAACCAUUGCAUUGUUUAUGGGUUUAUCACAACUACUUUCAUCAAUCUUUUUUUUUUUUUUUAAUAUUAUUUAGCCUUGGGGUGUCCCCACAAUAAAUACACUGUAUAUAAUUAAUAGAUUGGUUUGUGUACAGGUCCCUGGUAAAGGUUACAAUAUGUUCACUGAAAUGUUGGACUUCAAUAAAUCUGUGAUAUUUCACAAGA
Messenger RNA from Xenopus tropicalis (tropical clawed frog), 5411 nucleotides. It is a transcript of the gene spag5, whose product is annotated as sperm associated antigen 5. Lineage: Eukaryota; Metazoa; Chordata; Amphibia; Anura; Pipidae. Gene Ontology annotation, biological process: regulation of attachment of spindle microtubules to kinetochore; cell division. The transcript has 26 exons. The record is from RefSeq and is a predicted model, not a curated record. The coding region runs from base 122 to 4612 and encodes 1496 amino acids.